Acanthisitta chloris (rifleman) is the source of this 464-nucleotide messenger RNA. RefSeq names its product CD55 molecule, decay accelerating factor for complement (Cromer blood group) (gene CD55). The transcript has 4 exons. NCBI's taxonomy places the organism in Eukaryota, Metazoa, Chordata, Aves, Passeriformes, Acanthisittidae. The annotation marks the transcript as partial. The record is from RefSeq and is a predicted model, not a curated record.
CUGGCUGUGGCACACCAACAGUGUUUUUGUUUGCUGAGCUAAAUGAAGAGCAUAAAAAUCAGACAGAGUUUCCUGUUGGGGGGACUGUGAAGUACACUUGUCGACCUGGAUAUGUUAAACAGCCACAAAUAUCACCAACUAUCACAUGUCUUGAAAACCAAACGUGGUCUGAAGCCCAGGAGUUUUGCAGACGUGGCUGUGGUGCACCUCCAACCUUCACCUUUGCUGAGCUAAUGAAGGAGUACAAGCACCUGAUGGAGUUUGCUGUGGGGAACACUGUGGUUUGUCCAGCCCCAGAGAUCCGGAAUGGGAGAAUAAUUGUCACUAGACAUCGCUACACGUACAAAGACACAGUUAGCUUUAGGUGCCACAAAGGUUUCACCUUGCGAGGCCAUCGCACAGCCCAGUGCCACGUGAAUGGAAUGUGGCAUCCACCUGUACCUGUCUGUGAACAGGGCAGGUGA